GGGAGAGCUGCCCACGCCAACAUGGCGGCGUCCGGUUGUGGGGAGUUUUUUCGCUUCGAGUUUUGGCCGGGGCGGGGGUCUGGGCUUUAGGCAGUAAGUGGGUCAGGCGGCCAGAGGUCUUGGGAGGGACGAGGGAGGCGUAGGGACCGUGAGAGCGGCACCGCCUGAGGAGGGCGAGGCAGGAGCUGCUCGGGCCGACCACGGGGUGCGGCGUCCUCCUGGCGUCGAGUCUGCCUUCCUCGUCCGCUGGGGCCUCUGCCGCCUCGCGCCCGGGGGCUCGGUAGUGGCUUGGAGGGCUUGAGGGCCUGGCCUCGACCGUGGAGUGGGCGAGACAGAAAUCACGACCACGCGCCCGAGGCUACACUUUCCAAGUUCCUUUUUUUUCUUUUUUUUUUGCGUGUGGUGUUUUUUGUUUUUUUUUUUUUCUGGGGAACGGGUUUAAGAAGAAAAUAAUAGCAUUUCAGCGCUUCCUGUUAUUUAGGAGCUGGGCUAGGCGUUUUGCAUUGCUCCUCUCCAAGAGACCCUCCUCCACUUUCGAGGGUAAAAUUUAGUUUCACAAUGUUUGGGGAUCUGUUUGAAGAGGACUAUUCCAGUGUGUCAAAUAAUCAUUAUGGAAAAGGGAAGAAAUUAAAGACCAAAACUUUGGAGCCAUCUGCUCCUAGAGAAUUCACCAAUUUAAGUGGAAUCAGAAAUCAGGGUGGAACCUGUUACCUCAAUUCCCUUCUUCAGACUCUUCAUUUCACACCUGAAUUCAGAGAAGCUUUGUUUUCUCUUGGCCCAGAGGAGCUCGGUUCAUUAGAGGAUAAGGAUAAGCCUGAUGCAAAGGUCCGAAUCAUACCUUUACAGUUACAGCGGCUGUUUGCACAGCUCCUGCUCUUGGACCAGGAAGCUGCAUCCACAGCAGACCUCACUGACAGCUUUGGGUGGACCAGCAAUGAGGAAAUGAGGCAACAUGAUGUGCAGGAACUGAAUCGAAUUCUCUUUAGUGCUUUGGAAACUUCUUUAGUUGGGACCUCCGGCCAUGACCUCAUCAAUCGUCUGUAUCACGGAACCAUUGUUAACCAGGUUGUUUGUAAAGACUGUAAGAAUGUCAGUGAAAAGCAGGAAGACUUCUUAGAUCUCACAGUGGCUGUCAAGAAUGUAUCAAGUUUGGAAGAUGCCCUCUGGAACAUGUAUGUAGAAGAGGAAGUUUUUGACUAUGACAACUUAUACCACUGUGGAACUUGUGACAAGCUGGUUAAAGCAGCAAAGUCGGCCAAAUUACGUAAGCUGCCUCCCUUUCUCACUGUUUCAUUACUAAGAUUUAAUUUUGAUUUUGUGAAGUGUGAACGAUACAAGGAAACUAGCUGCUAUACAUUCCCUCUCCGGAUCAACCUCAAGCCUUUUUGUGAACAGAGUGAAUUAGAUGACUUGGAAUAUAUGUACGACCUCUUCUCGGUUAUUAUACACAAGGGUGGUUGCUAUGGAGGACACUAUCAUGUGUAUAUUAAAGACGUUGAUCAUUUGGGAAACUGGCAGUUUCAAGAGGACAAAAGUAGCCCAGAUGUGAAUUUAGAAGAUCUCCAGAGUGAAGAAGAGAUUGAUGAUCCAUUGAUGAUUCUAAAAGCAAUCUUAUUACAGGAGGAGAGUAAUCAAAUUCCCGUUGAUCAGCUGGGCCAGAAACUCUUGAAAAAGAAAGGAGUGUCUUGGAAUAAGAAGUACAGAAAACAGUAUGGACCACUGCGAAAGUUCUUACAGCUUCACUCUCAGAUGUUUCAGCUCAGUUCAGAUGAAAGAACAGUGAGUCUGUUGAAGGACCGUUCUCUCCAGGCUGAGUCUGAUUUCCAAAGGAGUGAUCAACAGACAAGUACUUCAGAGUCCCCAGGUUUAAACGAUAGACCCUCCUGUCCCCACUGGUUUGAUAUAAAUGAUGCCAAAGUCCAGCCAAUCAAGGAAAAGGAUAUUGAACAGCAAUUUCAGGGUAAAGAAAGUGCCUACAUGUUGUUUUAUCGGAAAUCCCAGUUGCAGAGACCCCCUGAAGCUCGAGCUAACCCAAGAUACAGGGUUCCAUGUCAUUUGCUGAAUGAAAUGGAUGCAGCCAACAUUGAACUACAAAUGAAAAGGGCAGAAUGUGAUUCUACAAACAAUAGUUUUGAAUUGCAUCUCCACCUCGGCCCCCAUUAUCAUUUCUUCAAUGGGGCUCUGCACCCAGUAGUCUCACAAACAGAAAGCAUGUGGGAUUUGACCUUUGAUAAAAGAAAAACUUUAGGAGAUCUUCGACAAUCAAUAUUUCAGCUGUUAGAAUUUUGGGAAGGAGAUAUGGUUCUUAGUAUUGCCAAGUUUGUGCCAGCAGGACUUCACGUUUACCAGACACUUGAUGGAGAUGACCUGACACUGUGUGAAACUGAGAUUGCUGAUGGGGAAGACAUCUUUGUCUGGAAUGGGGUGGAGGUUGGUGGAAUCCAGAUUCCAACCGGUAGUGACUGUGAACCUCUGCUUUUAAAUGUUCUUCAUCUGGGCACAAGCAGCGAAGGAGAGGAGAGUCAGCAGUUGGUGGAAUCUCCGCAUGUCUUCCCAUCUAAUGCGGAGCUAGGCACUGUGUUCGAAGCCUUGUCAGUCCCAGAAGGGGUCGUCUUAAUCAACAGCACCGCAUCUCUAGGUGAGGAGAGCUGGACCGCCCUUGCCAAGGAAGACUUGAAGAAGACUUUCAGAGAACAGGGUCUCAGAAAUGGAAGCGCAGUUUUAAUUCAGGAUUCUAAUGAUGAUAGCAGUUUUUUGACCAAACAAGGGAAAUGGAUCACUAGUACGAAUGAGAUUGACUGGCUCCAAGUUAAAAAUUUAUGCCAAUUAGAAUCUGAAGAGGAGCAAGUUAAAAUAUCAGCAACUCUUAACACAGUGGUGUUUGAUAUUCGAACUAAAGCCAUAAAGGAAUUAAAAUUAAUGAAGGAACUAGCUGAAAACAGCUGUUUGAGGCCUAUUGAUAGAAACGGGAAGCUUCUUUGUCCAGUGCCAGACAGUUACACUUUGAAGGAAGCAGAAUUGAAGCCGGGGAGUUUAUUGGGCCUCUGUCCUGGAAAAGCACCGACGUCUUCUCAGCUAUUCCUGUUUUUUGCUGUCGGGAGUGAUGUUCAGCCUGGGACAGAGAUGGAGAUCAUAGUGGAAGAAACAGUAUCUGUAAGAGGUUGUUUAAAGAUAAUGCUGGAGAAAUCUGGCCUGUCAGGAGACACAUGGCAUUUACGAAAAAUGGAUUGGUGCUUUGAAGCUGGGGAGCCUUUAUGUGAAGAAGAUGCAACACUGAAAGAGCUUAUGAUAUGUUCUGGAGAUACCUUGCUUUUAACUGAAGGAAAACUUCCUCCUCUGGGCUUCCUGAAGGUGCCCAUCUGGUGGUACCCGCCACGGGGUCCCUGGCAUCACUGGCAUCAUCAGGACCAGAUGGACUGUACCUUUGCUCAAGGUGCUCCUGGUGACAGGCAGGCGGAAGUUUCUCUCCACUACUUGGGAGACAUUGAAAUCUCAGAAGAUGCCACCCUGGGGGAGCUGAAGUCUCAGGCCCUGACCUUGCCGAACUUCUCGGAGUUUCCCGUCCCUUCCCCAGCCUUCCUCAGAGCCUGGACGGUGGAGUACAAGCGGCCCGGCAGGCUCUUACGCGUCCACCAGCAGCAGCUCAAGGAAUGUAAGUUGGGGAAGAGAACUGAGAUCUGCCUAGAGCCCCUUCAGAAAGAAGAAUACUUGGGCCCCCAGGAUGUGCUGCUGAGGACACAGAUGCGCCUCCCUGGCAAGAGGGCAUAUGCUCUGCCCAUGGACUUAGUGUGGGACACGGCCCGAGGCUGGACGGCUGGCUCCCUGAGGCAGCGAGUAGCCAAUUUCUGUUCUCUUCCUGUGGAGAAAAUCGAAAUUGCCAAAUACUUUCCUGAAAAGUUUGAGUGGCUUCCAAUAUCUAGCUGGAACCAGCAAAUUACUAAGAAAAAGAAGAAGAAAAAGCAAGAUAAUUUGCAGGGAGCACCUUAUUAUUUGAAAGAUGGAGAUACUAUUGGUAUUAAGAACCUCCUGCUCGAAGACGACGACGAUUUCAGUACAGACGGGGAUGACGCCCGGAGAGGACGACAGAACCUGCUCACUCUGGGGAGGAAGGAAAGCCAAGAAGCCCUUCGCGUGCAGAGCAGCGACAACUUCUCUGGUGCAGAGAUGCCUGCCCGGCCCCGUGGACCAGAAGCUUCUCUCUCCAUCCGCGUGGGGAGUUUCCGAUAGCGCCGGCGGGCGGUAUUGCCCGGAUGCGGGGCCUCGGCUCCGCUCCAGGUCGCCGGCCCGUUCCCGCGAGCAGCUCUGCCCCUGCCUGUGCGACACCGACUCCAACCCCCGGCUCUGUCGUCUCAGGCCAGGCGGGUGACCGGUCACCGGCUUCGCGGCGCAUCCACCCGGGGCCGGCACUGACUGGCCGUCCUCCAGGUGCCAACCCCGGCCGUUUGGCUGAGAACACUGCCGGUUUCGCAGCCGCGGACGGCGCGGCGUGUUGCUCGCCUCUGACAGACCCGCAGCCGGCGCCCGCACGCUUCCCUCGGCGGCCGGGGCUGGCCGGGCUCUCCUGCCACGUAAACUGGCGUCUGUUUUCUGUUCCCCUGUGGUUUGAGUUCACACCGAGUCGAAAGCCGCCUCUUUCUGGGGGGAGCAGCCCCGCGAGGCCUGCGAGGUCAAGCCGCCUCCGGCUGGUGCUGCCGGCGGGUGCGCCGAGGGCCUGGCUCUGCGCAGCGGAGAAAGGAAAUGGGACCCGGAGUCUACCUGGUGCCGCCUGGCUGGCUAACUUCAGGGGUCUCGGUGGGUUUGUGGCAAAUGCAGCGUCGGCAGGGAUGCUGCGCUGAGGACACAGGCCGGUCACAUUCUCAGACCCACUCCGUCGAAGCAAGACUCUGAGAAGACGCCAGGAAGUCCUUGCUUGGCCCUCUUGUGACCCGGCGCUCUUGACUCCCACGGGCGCUCCUCAGCCUCUUGAGCGGGGAGCUGAAAACAGCACCUCUGACGGCGAAGAGGCCGAAGCAUCCGGCCGAAGGGAACUGGCAGGCGGCCCUGCGACAGAGUGGCCGCUCGCGGGAUGAACGACCUGCUUUCCUCCUCUGUCCUCCAGACACCGUCAGAACCAAUGACAGGAGCUCUCAUCUCCUCCGUGGUCCGUCUGAAGUGGUUGGGUUGCCGGUUAGGUACCGAUGUGUCUAGAAGCAGCUGCGUUGUAAGAAGUCGAACUUCGGCGGGUCCUGGGCCUCAAACGCUGAAGCCUCGCAUCCGUCUCAGGAGACCCGCGCGGGGUGGAGGCUCCUGGUGGGCUGCGGGCUGCCCUGCGGUAAGCGUUUCAGCGGCGUAGAAGCUGUUCUGUCCCUUUUACUUUACCUGGCAGGGCCCCUCGUGCCCUUCAUUGCCCUGUAAUAAAACACAGACGUAAUAACCGAAAAGCCCAAAGCCAGAGACCUCGCUGGGGGGCACUUACCAGGAGGAACACGGGUCAAGGUGCCUUGUGGUGUCCAGGCCUCAGGGGCCUCUGCUUGUCAGCUGGCUCCCCUCCUUCCUUCCUUCCUUCCUUCCCUCUUAAAAAAAUUCUGGGUUGGGGGAGUGCCUGUCAUCGCUCAUCGGAAACGAAUCUUACUAGGAUCCAUGAGGAUGCAGGUUCGAUCCCUGGCCUCGCUCAGUGGUCAAGGAUCUGGCAUUGCCAUGAGCUGUGGUGUAGGUCACAGAUGCGGCUCAGAUCCAGCGUGGCUGUGGCUGUGGCGUAGGCCAGUGGCUACAGCUCCCAUUUGACCCCCAGCCUAGAAACCUCCACAUGCUGGGGUGCGGCCCUAAAAAAAAAAUUCAGGGUUGGAGUGGGGCCACAGGGAGAGAGCUGUAAGUUUCUGUUAAAAAAUAAAUGGUUCAAUUUGUA
Molecule: messenger RNA, 5884 nt
Organism: Phacochoerus africanus (Common warthog)
Lineage: Eukaryota; Metazoa; Chordata; Mammalia; Artiodactyla; Suidae
Gene: USP40
Product: ubiquitin specific peptidase 40
Exons: 32
Coding region: 559-4227 (1222 amino acids)
Biological process (GO): protein deubiquitination
Cellular component (GO): cytosol; nucleus
Molecular function (GO): cysteine-type deubiquitinase activity; cysteine-type endopeptidase activity
Source: RefSeq, a predicted model, not a curated record